Messenger RNA from Biomphalaria glabrata, 637 nucleotides. RefSeq lists its product as uncharacterized. The transcript has 3 exons. NCBI's taxonomy places the organism in Eukaryota, Metazoa, Mollusca, Gastropoda, Planorbidae. Bases 237 to 593 code for a protein of 118 amino acids. The record is from RefSeq and is a predicted model, not a curated record.
UGACGUCAUUGCACAUUAUUAUGAAUUUCAUUAACACUUUUGGAAGAGUGACAAUCGAAAUAGAAGACAAGACGAUUAAGAUCUAGAAGAUUCAAGUUGAUGAUCUAUCAAUAGUAUCAUCUAGACUAGAUCUAUACAUACAUCUAGAUCUCUAUGACUAGAUCUAGAAUUUCUACUUUGAAAUUUCCAAACUGUUGAUAUCUUAAUCUGUAUCAAAAUAUUAGUUAUUUAAGAAAAUGGACAACCAUGAUCAACUUACUCAUGAUAUGAACAAUAGUGAUUAUCGUUCCGCCAUGGAAGCAGUAGAUAAAAUGGAGAGAGACUUAAAGGAGCUAGAAGAACAUUUUCUAAAACUGACAGUCCGCAGUUAUUUAUUAGAAGUGGCUCUAGCAAUACAGUUCAGUCCGGACCUAAUGCUAUCUUUGGAAAGAGUGGAAAAGAGCUGUGAAAUGUGUGCUAAAGCUGUUACAGAUGAAGCAGUAGCUUUCAAUGAAGAAAAGAGUGUCAUUGCUCCUGUUCAAUCAUUGGAUGAUGAUGCAGAGGAAGAAUUCUGCAAUGCUGUUCCUGAAUCAACUGCAGCUCUCACAGAAUAAUAAAAAUGUUAACAAUCUGUUUAAUACACCUUUUAAAAAAUGCA